CUAGGUAUGACUUCCGCCUUCAAUCGAUUAAAAGUGUUUCUUGAAAUAACUAAAUAACCUCAUAAUUUUAACGAAAAUUAGUAUUUUUUGAGUUAUAUUAUUAAAGUAAGGAGAAAUGGAUCAAGCGGAGGACGCAGCAGAAAGUAUUGUUCGAUUGAAAUCCGGAAUUAAUCUAGGGAAAUUAGUCUCCGAUGCCGGUACAACAUUUGAAAUAGAUUUAAGUGAUGUUCAAGAAAACUUUGAAUCUAUGUCCACAGAAAACCCUGCCAACUUACUUAAUUAUUCAAAUUUAGAUUGUUUGGGUCUUAGUGAUGAGGAUACUUACAAUGAUGAACCAUUUACACAACUUGCUAAAAAAAUGGAAGAUUUACUACCUGAUGGUAAAAUAAAAAAGCGAAUUUUAAGGCAAGGAGUAGGAGAAAUUGUCACUGAAAAUGCUUCCAUAACAUGUGAUUACAACGCUUUUUUUGAAUACAAUCCUGAACCUUUUGAUUCAACAUACGCGUUUCAUAGAUCUUUUCGGUUUCAACUAGGCGCAGGUCUUGUUCUACCUGGUUUAGAACUUGCGGUUAAAUCAAUGAAAAUGAAUGAAAAAUCUCAAUUUUUAAUACAUCCCGAUUAUGCGUAUGGUUCUAUGGGAUGUUUGGAUAGAAUCCCUGAAAAUGCCACGAUUUUAUUUGAAAUUGAAUUAAGAAAUUAUAUAAAUUUAGGUGAGGCGGAAACUGUUGAAGAAGCUGGAGAAGAAGACAGUUUUGAAAAAAAUUACCAACGCGCUGAAGCUUUACAUUUAAAAGGGAAUGAUUUCUAUAAAAGAGAUCUGUAUCGUCAAGCUAUUAAACAAUAUAACAUGGCAAUUUGUAAACUGGAACAUUCCCGAUUAAAUGAUUAUGAAGAUCAAAAAAAACAACAAUCUUUACUAUUAAAAUUGUACACAAAUUUAGUUGUUGUGUAUACAAAGAACCAAAAGGCACGUAAAGCUUGCCAAGCAGCAAAUGAUUUAACAUAUAUAGUAAAAGGAACAUCUUUAAAAAUUCCGGUUAAAGUUCAUUAUAAUCAUGCACGGGCUUUAAUAAUGUUGGAUAAUUUCAGUGAAGCUGAAAAAAAAUUAAAACUUGCCCAUCGUUUAGAACCGAAUAGCAGCGAAAUUGCCGCCGAAUUUGUCAAAUUAGAAAAGUUAAAGAAACAAAGCCUCGAACGGGAGAAAUUAAUUUGUAAGGCUUUAAUUGGUAAUUCUAAAGAAAGCGACAAACCCGUUUUAACCGAAGAAUUUAAAAGUGAAAUUCAGAAAACCUUGACUGCAUUAGUUGAUGAUCCCGAUUGGUUACAGUAUAAAUUAAAUGAUGGUAUGUCAGAAGAAGAACAUGAAUAUGUUCGAAAUGAAGCGCUAAAAAGAAGUCUUAAAUUUCGACAAGAUGAAAAGCAUUUUUAUGUUUAUAAGCCAGAGAUAAAUAAGUAAUCUCUUUUUUUUUUCUAUGUUAUAUAAAAGUGUAUUCAUUUAUAUUCAGUUAUAAGAAAUAAGAAUAAAUCGCUCAGUUUUUAAA
Onthophagus taurus is the source of this 1541-nucleotide messenger RNA. Its product is annotated as inactive peptidyl-prolyl cis-trans isomerase shutdown. Gene Ontology annotation, biological process: piRNA processing; spermatogenesis. Gene Ontology annotation, cellular component: cytoplasm. Lineage: Eukaryota; Metazoa; Arthropoda; Insecta; Coleoptera; Scarabaeidae. The record is from RefSeq and is a predicted model, not a curated record. Gene Ontology annotation, molecular function: Hsp90 protein binding; peptidyl-prolyl cis-trans isomerase activity.